Molecule: messenger RNA, 645 nt
Organism: Gastrolobium bilobum
Lineage: Eukaryota; Viridiplantae; Streptophyta; Magnoliopsida; Fabales; Fabaceae
Exons: 1
Coding region: 1-645 (214 amino acids)
Source: RefSeq, a predicted model, not a curated record
AUGUCUUUCCAUGUCCACGAGGGGCAAGAGCAAAGCCUAUUCGCAAACUUUGAUCUUCCACCACAAGAAAAUCAAGAUCAAGAAGUUGUUCCCUCGUCGACCCACCAAGGACGACGUAAGCGUAAGCUACCGGUUGGGGCCACGAAGAAUGGCAAGAGUGAGACAAUAACACCACCAUACCCUUGGGCUACUUCAAAACGCGCCACCGUUUAUAGCCUUGAACAAUUGUUAUCGCAUGGCAUGAGGAGAAUCAGUGGAACAGUUCAAUGCAAGCGAUGCGAGGAACAAUACGACAUUGGAUUUGAUUUGCAAGAAAAGUUCGAUGAGGUUGGUAAUUUCACAGCAGAGAACAAGGACAGCAUGAGGGAUAGGGCACCAGAUAGGUGGAUGAAUCCUGCGCUCCCAACGUGUGAGAGGUGUGGCCAAGAAAAUAGCUUGAAGCCUCUCAUUACGAAGAAGAAGAAGACAACCAACUGGCUCUUCUUGUUUUUGGGACAGAUGCUUGGAUGUUGCAAGCUUUCAUAUUUGAAGUAUUUCUGUAAGCACACCAAGAAUCACAGAACUGGAGCCAAAGAUAGAGUGCUUUAUCUCACUUAUCUGGGUUUGUGCAAACAACUAAAUCCAAAGGGACCCUUCCACACCUAG